AUGUUCUCGUGAGUGCUUGUGUUGUGGUUCGACGGAAGAUUUGCUCGUGUACCGGCUUAAUGGGUUUUCAAUAUAGUUGUGUGCCCUACUUCUUGUGUUUUCCAUGUGCUAGCUUUCGGUAUUCUUCCGAAAAUGUUUUAAUGUGCAGUUUAGUGCAUACCGUAAGUUUCUCACAUUCAUUAUCACAAUAGAAAUAGAACGAAGUGCGGAUAGUUGCGUUAAUUAUGGUGAUCUGAUAAGCACAGUGUUUACAAGUGUGAUAGCAGUGCUCGUUGUGCGGUGAGCACUUGUUUAUCACUAAGAACAGUGUAUUGAUACUGCUUUGGGCGGAUUAGGUGCAACGAUGGGAAAUCUAGAGAUUAACAAGAAGUUGCUGCCCAUGAAGGCGCACUAUUUUCUGUUCAAUGCAGGAACGGCUCCGGUAGUGCCUUUCAUGCCCACGUUGGUUCGACAGUUGGGCUUCUCGACGGUUAUUGUGGGCACCAUUUAUACCGUGUUGCCAAUCGUUGGCAUGCUGGUGAAGCCUCUGUUUGGCAUCAUCGCCGAUCGUUUUCAGCGUCAGAAGUUGCUCUUUCUGCUAUUCCAGAUCCUCUCGGCAGUGCCUUUCUUCUUGAUAAUGUUCAUACCCGCCAUACCACAGGAAUCGACUGUAUCAUUCCACUGUCACGAAGGAGCCUCCGAUCUACGGUACUGUCCGUCUACCGGUACCUAUCUGGACAAAUGCCUCACCGAUAGUAUAGUUACCGAUCAGACGAGCAACGCAACCCUCCGCUGUAAGCUUGACUGCCAAACAGAGCCCUGGAUGUGGGACACAAUAUGCCGAUACUGGCACGUGGAUCGGUACUGCAACGACAGUAACAUUCCGCACGACAAGCACCUGCAGCUAACUGGUCUCACACCGAUGGAUCACAUCAUACUGUCGGACAACUGUCUGUUCUUCAUGCUCAAGGGCGCUGAAAUGGACGGUGAACAUGUUCCGUUGUACUGUCCAGCGAAUACCACCGACUUCAGAACAAACUGUCAGGUUCAUUGCGACAAUGUGGACAUCAAUAGGGCUAUAGCCCAUUCGAAAAUCUCUGACGAGGAAGCGAAAGGGUUGCAUCAAUUUUGGCUCCUGUUCUUGUUUCUGGUCCUCAGUUGGACCGGUAUGGCGGUGGUCGUUAGUGUGGGUGACGUUAUCUGCUUCGAUAUGCUCGGGGACAAACCGCAUCUGUACGGCAAUCAAAGACUGUGGGGUUCUGUUGGGUGGGGCAUUUUCUCAUUAUUGGCCGGAUUUCUGGUGGAUCAGAUGUCCCACGGAAAAAGCAAUAAGGAUUAUACCGUAGUUUUCUACAUGACAAUACUGAUUAUUGCGGUGGAUAUGGCCGUUUCAUCUAAACUUAAGUAUACUCAAAAAAGACUUUCAACCAAUAUACUGAAGGAUGUUGGACAAAUUUUCGUCUCUAUGAGAAUUGUGAUAUUUUUCAUUUGGUGUAUAUUAGUUGGCUUCGGAACAGCGAUGAUAUGGAACUUUCUUUUUUGGCAUCUCGAGGACUUGGCCAGCUUGCAAGAAGGAUGCGAUCAUACCGUGUGGAUCAAAACUCUCCAAGGCAUUGUUAUGUCUAUUCAAUGCUUUGGUGGAGAGCUUCCCUUCUUUUUCCUGUCUGGUUGGAUUCUUAAGAAAAUUGGACACAUUCACGCCAUGAGCCUGGUACUGCUCGGUUUCGGCGUUCGGUUUCUUCUGUACUCGCUACUUGUAGACCCAUGGUGGGUAAUUCCUAUUGAACUCUUGAAUGGUGUUACGUUUGGGUUGUUCUAUGCCACCAUGGCAUCUUAUGCGAGCAUCGCGGCACCGCCCGGGACGGAAGCAACGAUGCAGGGCCUCGUAGGAGCCGUCUUCGAAGGAGUUGGCGUUUCGCUCGGCAGCCUACUUGCAGGAAAUUUGUUCGCUCGUGUUGGUGGAAGCAGCACUUUCCGUCUGUUCGGAAUCGCCGCAUUAGUUCUUUUUGUUGCCCAUGUGACAGUCCAAUAUUUAUUGGAUCGAUUCGGAACGAAGGGUAAGCAAGUAGACAAAAUUGGAUUUGGUGGGACGAAGCUAAACCCAGCAUAUAAUGUCGACAACUGUGGGUUUGAAGUCGAUCGCUCUGUUACGAAAAUCGAUUCCAUCCUAUCGGAAUCAACCAUACAGGAAGAAUUAGAUGUUCACGGCAACGAGAGUUCGCAGUGGGAGAAAAACCCCGCUAGCAAUUCUGACAGGUCCUUAGUCACUCGCGCUGGAUACGCACUACCUGAUGAGGCGCUUAGCUGCAUGGAAGACAGUCAAACACACGGUGGAAGUUGACGGGCGGUCAUCAUAUUCUAGAAAAAUUCAACUAUGAUUUCAAACAACAUUAUGAAUAAUUUAUUGAUAUGGAAGUGAGCACAAAUUUUAAAUAUAUGGAUUUAGAAGGUUACACUCUUAAAAAAUAAAGUUCAAAAAUCCUUC
Toxorhynchites rutilus septentrionalis is the source of this 2464-nucleotide messenger RNA. RefSeq names its product major facilitator superfamily domain-containing protein 6 (gene Sugb). The transcript has 7 exons. Lineage: Eukaryota; Metazoa; Arthropoda; Insecta; Diptera; Culicidae. Gene Ontology annotation, cellular component: membrane. The coding region runs from base 344 to 2320 and encodes 658 amino acids. The record is from RefSeq and is a predicted model, not a curated record.